GAGAGUGGCGGCGCAGGCCUUCCUGCAGGCAGAGCCCCCCGUCUGCUACUCGAACGACGGGCAGGUGUGCAACCGCGAGGCCCUAGGCGAGACGCCCGCGGAAACGGAGCGGCUGGACAGGGAGAUGCGGCGCCUCCGGCACGAGGAGCAGGGUGGCACCCUCGUCGCGCGCGUGAGGGCGGCCAACGCCGCCGCCGCCGCGGAGGCGGCCAACGUGCAGCGCGAGGCCAAGGCCUACGCCCAGGCCCGCGCGGACUUCGAGCGCGCCUUCAAGGCCUACAGCGACGAGGCGCAGGGCUGGCGCAACGCGGUGCGUGGUCUCGAGGACGACUACGCCAUGCACUGCCGCCCCUUCCACGACGUGACCAUGAAGUGCGAGAAGGAUUGGCGCACCGCGCUCAAGUGGUGGAGCGCGAGGGAGCCCAUGCCGGAGUGCCCGGUCGGCGUGGUGACGCCCUUUCGGCGGGCCCCGGCGGCGCAGAGCGGUGUCUGUGCCGAUCUGUCCCGCCCGAUCACCGCGGUCACGGCGCCGAGGUCGCCCUACCCCCUCUCGGAGCUGCAGCCGCUGCUCGGCUGGGGCGCGCCGGCCGCGGCCGCGCUGCCCGGGCAGCCGCUGCACGCCGCGGGGCCCCGAGGGGCCCCCGCUGCGGCACGGCUUUCGUUGCCGCGCGGCCCCGACCCCGAGGCGGCGCGGCACGGCAGCCGCGGCUCCUCCGGCGGCGGCUGCUCCGCUGGGGGGGGCCGCGGACCGCGCGCGGCGGCACACGACAGCGCGGGGAUCCUCAAGGCGACCUCCCGCGGCGGGUCGAGGCCGGACUCCCGAGCAGGCUCCGAGGUCCACGGCCGGCACGCCACGAUCUCCGCGCAGGACGGCCAGAGCCGCGGGCGCGGGGACGCCCAGUCGCCUCCGGAGUCCGAGGCAGACACGUUCGGGCUCGAGGCGAAGCUGGCGCAGCUGGCCGACAUGGGUUUCAGCGAGCGGCAGGCUUGCAUCUCGGCGCUGCAGCAGACUGGUGGAGACGUCGGCCAAGCAAUCGGGCUGCUGUAA
Prorocentrum cordatum is the source of this 1048-nucleotide messenger RNA. The record is from the annotation of a GenBank genome assembly. NCBI's taxonomy places the organism in Eukaryota, Dinophyceae, Prorocentrales, Prorocentraceae.